GGGCCCUUGGUGGCCACUGCACCUCAGUUCACCCUCGGCUCCCGCGCCGCCAGCAUGACCGACGCGCUGCUACCCGCGGCCCCCCAGCCGCUGGAGAAGGAGAGCGAUGACUACUUUCGGAAGGGUUGUAAUCCCCUUGCACAAACCGGCCGGAGCAAGCUGCAGAACCAGAGGGUGGUCCUGAACCAGCAGAUCCUGAAGGCCGUGCGGAUGCGGACAGGAGCCGAGAACCUUCUCAAAGCGGCCAGAAACCAGAAGGUGCGGGAACAGGUUCGCCUGGAGCUGAGCUUCGUCAACUCAGACCUGCAGAUGCUGAAGGAGGAGCUGGAGGGCCUCAACAUCUCCGUGGGAGUGUACCAGGGUGCCGAGGAGGCCUUCACCAUCCCUUUGAUUCCUCUUGGCCUGAAGGAAACCAAAGAAGUUGACUUUUCGAUCAUCCUCAAGGAUUUUAUCUUGGAGCAUUACAGUGAAGACAGCUACCUGUAUGAAGAUGACAUUGCGGACCUUAUGGACCUGAGGCAGGCCUGUCGAACACCCAGCAGGGAUGAGGCGGGGGUCGAGCUGCUCAUGUCUUAUUUCAUCCAGCUGGGCUUUGUGGAGAGCAGGUUUUUCCCGCCCACCCACCACAUGGGGCUCCUGUUUACCUGGUAUGACUCCCUCACUGGGGUUCCCGUCAGCCAGCAGAACUUGUUGCUGGAGAAGGCCAGCAUUCUCUUCAACAUCGGGGCACUGUACACCCAGAUCGGGACCCGCUGUAACCGGCAGACAGAGACUGGGCUGGAGAGCGCGGUGGAUGCCUUCCAGAGAGCUGCAGGGGUCUUAAACUAUCUGAAAGAGACAUUCACUCAUACUCCAAGUUAUGACAUGAGCCCCGCCAUGCUCAGCGUGCUGGUCAAGAUGAUGCUUGCCCAAGCCCAAGAAAGUAUAUUUGAGAAACUCUGCCUUCCAGGAACCCAGAAUGAGUUCUUCGCACUGGUAAAGGUGGCUCAGGAGGCCGCCAAGGUGGCGGAGGCCUACCAGCAGCUGCACGCAGCCAUGAGCCAGGAGCCGGUGAAAGAGAACAUCCCGUAUUCGUGGGCCAGCGUGGCCUACGUGAAGGCCCACCACUACGGGGCCCUGGCUCACUACUUUGCCGCGGCUCUCCUCAUCGAUCACCAGCUAAAGCGGGGCGCAGACGCAGACCACCAAGAGAAGUGCCUGUCCCAGCUCUACGCCCACAUGCCGGAAGGGAUGAGGCCUCUGGCCACGCUGAAGAACGAUGGGCAGCGCAUGCAACUGGGCAAAGGGCACCUGCACCGAGCCCUCGGCUACCACGAGGAGUCGCUGAGGGAGGCCAACCUGUGCAAGAAGCUGCGGGACAUCCAGGUGCUCCGGGAUGUGCUCUCCGCCGCCCACCAGCGCACCCAGCUCAAGUACAACCAGCACCGAGAGGACGACGACCUUCUGAACCUGAUUGCCGCUCCCGACGUGCUUCCAAAAACUGAGCGAGAGGCUGAAAUAACCUCCCCCGAGUUCUCCAAAGUGACAGUCACAGACUUUUUCCAGAAGCUGGGGCCCCUGUCUGUGUUUUCCGCCAACAAGAGAUGGACACCUCCUCGAGGAAUUUGCUUCACGGUGGAGGAGGGGGACCUCGGUUUCACUCUUCGGGGGAACGCUCCAGUCCAGGUGCACUUCCUGGAUCCUCGCUGUUCUGCUUCGCUGGCAGGAGCCAAGGAAGGAGAUUACAUUGUUUCCAUUCAAGGCGUAGAUUGUAAAUGGCUGACUGUGGGAGAGGUUAUGAAGUUGCUGAAGAGCUUUGAAGGGGACCAAGUUGAGAUGAAGGUGGUGAGCCUCCUGGACUCCACAUCAUCCAUGCACAGCAAGUGUGCCACUUACUCUGUGGGGAUGCAGAAGACUUACUCCAUGAUCUGCCUGUCCACGGGUGACGACGGUAAGACUGACAAAGCCAAGAAGAUCUCAAAGAAGCUCUCCUUUUUGAGCUGGAGCACCAGUAAAAACAGACACAAGUCAAGCAGCACGCUCUACCUCCCGUCCGUUGGCCUGGCGAGGCCCCAAACCAAGAAGAAACUCCCGACGCCCUUCAGCCUGCUCAACUCCGACAGCUCUCUGUACUGACGGGGAGCACAGGACGGUUCACUCCGAGGACGGCGAGCCUGUUGGGACGCCCGUGCCACAGAUGGAAAUGUUCUCCAACCCUCUUCUCAAGAGUGUACACUUGUGACUGAUGGAAGGGCUUCUGCAAGGAAGAAGAGACCUGGAAGAUGGUGGCAAACCCAGCUGCAGGGGGAUUUUCAGACUGCAGUUAUUUAUUCUAUAAAGUAGGGCGUACAAGAGCCUGGAUGAUGCCGCUGUUUUUAAUGGCUGUGGCUAUGACGCUCAGGUGCCGUGAGAAAAUAAUCGGGGCCGCCUACCUUGGUGUAUUUUUCUGAGCGCCUGGAUUUGGGUAGUGGUGACUUCUUAACCUCAAGUUCAAAUGACCCUUGAGUGGAGGCAGGCUACAGGUGGUUUACUGACGCCUGGCUGCUUGGCAGAUCUCUGUGAGUUCGAGGCCAGUCUGCUCUACGUAAGUGAGUUCCAGGACAGCCAGGGCCACACAGAGAAACCCUGUCUCAACAAACAAACAAAAACAAAACAGGCUGCUUUCUCCCCUUGGGAGUUCAUGGGCUGAAAAUGGCAAUAUGUUUUUUAUGUCAUUUCUCUGUAAUUUAAACGUUAUUUCCCAGAUGAUGUCCAGUGCCAAUGCUGCCUCGACUGUUUCCAGGGUCAGCUCUCCCCCCAGUCAGUCCCGCUGACCAGCUGCUAACACGUGACAGUGUUAGGAGAUACUGUCUACAGGGUAGAUAAUAUGCUGUUUGAUACUCAAAACGUCCUUUUUGUUUAAAGUAGGAGGUGUGUAACUGUGUAUUUCAAGAGUCUCAGUUUAAGAAGUAGCUCUGCAGUUUACAAGGUAAAGACGUAAACUUCCUCAAGUUGAAUCUCUGUUUGACUUUUUUAAGAUGUAUCUACCUGCCAACUUGACUUUGGGGCUGUAGGUUGGAUGACACCGUGACUGUUUUCCUGAGUCAUGGUUGACAUAGUUUAAGUGAUAAUGCUUAAAUUUGUAGCCUGUGGAUCUUAAUUUGAGAAGUAAAAGAAUUUAAAUAUUUUUCUAUUGUGCAAUACCUUAAGAAAGCCAACGCCUUCAGGAAAGUGUGCCCGCUAUCCCUGGGCUUCUUUAUAUAUUUAAAUAAAUAGUCACGUUCAUUGUUUGAA
This is a messenger RNA of Mesocricetus auratus (golden hamster), 3252 nucleotides long. It is a transcript of the gene Rhpn2, whose product is annotated as rhophilin Rho GTPase binding protein 2. Lineage: Eukaryota; Metazoa; Chordata; Mammalia; Rodentia; Cricetidae. Bases 55 to 2115 code for a protein of 686 amino acids. Gene Ontology annotation, biological process: signal transduction; negative regulation of stress fiber assembly. The transcript has 15 exons. Gene Ontology annotation, molecular function: protein binding. The record is from RefSeq and is a predicted model, not a curated record.